UUUCUCUCCCACUUUCACUUUCUUUCUUUCUUUUUCAUUUUUUUUCAAUUUUCAUUUCUUUUAAGCCUCUUUGCUCUUUUUCUUUGUUUUCACUUUAUUUUCCCAGUCCAUAAUGCCUGCCCAUUUCAUGUUUUCUUGAUAAAAAAUCAAGGGUCGGUGCCAGAUAAAAGCAUUGUUUUCUUCAUUUUUUUUCUUUUUUCUUUUUUCUUUUGGUUGUCAAAAUAUGCCACCACCAUCACCACCCACAAUUUCUUCCUAUUUUCUCUCUAUAUUUCAGUUUUUUCUCUGUUUUUUAAUUUAUGGGAGCUUAGUGCAAGGUGCUAGCUUUUGAGGCUGAAGUGGGAUUUUCAGAAAAAAAAAAUCUGAUUUUGAUCCUUUUUUUAUCAGAAUUUUGAAGAAAAAACUAAUUUGGGUGUUCAUAGAAAGCUUUGUGCUUGGUUGCUAUCAAUGGAAGAAAUGAAAAUUUGGUUGUUUCAAGUACUUUUGAGAUUAUGGCAUUCAAGGCAUUGAAAAUGACAAAAAAAAGAAGCUACCCAGUUUUUCUUUUAAGUACUUCAACUAUGUCAAUUGUACAAAUAUGGUAUAAUUCUGGCUUUUUUUUUGGGAGGGGAAUUCAACUUUAGCCCAUGCAAAGGCACGGUCUUCAAGGAGUUUACUACGAUCAAGGCUUUGAUCACUUCCCCAAGUUGAUGAUUUUGCAUGUCUUUUUGUUGAUUUUCAAGUGUUUAGAGAUAAAGGGAUUCUCAAUCUGUAAUCUUCAGUUUCAAUUGAUCUUUCCAUUGAAGUGAAGAUCCAAGAAAAAAGGGCUAAAAAAAAGAGAGAAUUUUCACAAUUCUCUUUGAGUCCCUUAGUGAGGAAUUUGAGGCAUUGGUCAAGGCAAAAAGACAGAUUCGAAAUCGCCUGUCAGCAAAAAUUUUUUGAUUACAAAAGCAUUCUUGUCUCAAAUAAAGACUGUAUUUAUCAUGGCGAAAAGAUCGAAUAGACGCACUGUUCGAUACGAAAGGGAUCAAAUGGGUUGUAUGUGGGGCUUGAUUACUAUGUUCGAUUUCCGCCAUGGUCGAUCAACUCAGAGACUGCUUUCGGAUAGAAGGCGCGGGAACAGAAAUGUAGUCGGUAUGGGAAAUUCGGGAAAUAAAAUUGACAUGUCAACUAGUUCGGGUGAAGAUAAGGCAAUGGCAAUGGAUACAUGUAAGCCAAGCGUAAAGAAACUUCUCGAAGAAGAAAUGUCAAGAGAGCAUGCUACAAAGGAAGAGGUAAACAAUACUGAACUUGAUGCAAAACAGUUUGAUUCGGGUGAAGGAGACAAUGAAAGGAAGAACCAGAAAAGAAGAAACAAAACUCGGAAGAAAAGUUCCGGUGGCAGUCUUGAUGUUGAUGCUGCUAAGACCUUGGUAUCGGAAAUAUCUUGUUAUCAUAAAUCUGAGCAACAAACUACAAGCAAUCUUGACAUAGAGAAUCUUGUAGAAGAGCUCUGUCAGGAAAUGGGUCAAAAAAGAAUCGAUUGUGUGAAUCGUGACCAGCCUGUUGAAGGUCACAUGCAGCCAAACAUGAAGAGUUCCCGUUUCGAAGAAAUGAGCGAGGCUAUCAAGUUCUUAGUGAGCCAAAAGCUUAUUAAUAGGAACCAACUUACUGAAGGUGGGGAACUCCAAGCCUCAAAAGAAGCUAUGGAUGCACUUCAAAUUUUGAGUUUAAAUGAGGAACUGUUUUUGAAACUUCUACGAGAUCCAAACUCAUCAUUGGUCAAAAAUUCUAAGAACUCGCCAAAUGCUCGAGAUGAGGAGUCUAAGCCCUUUUCCAGAUCCAACUUUUCAGAGCAAGAGCCUGUUGGUUUAAGACAACUGAAUGAGACUGUUAAUAGAAAACAGCGUAAUUUCUUUAGAAGAAAGUCCAAGUCUCUGGAAAGAGACUUAUCAGAUGAACAGAAGGUUUCCGAAGCUUCAACUAAAAUUGUAGUUUUGAAGCCUGGACCGACAUGCUCACAAACUGCUGAAACUGGAAGUAGCAUUGGUUCGUCACCCGAAUCUAAGAACAUCAUCAGACGUCGAGAGCCAAAUGAGAAAGUUGGUUCCCACUUUUUCCUGUCUGAAAUUAAAAGAAAGUUUAGACACGCUAUGGGAAGAGAGCAUCAUAGAAUCCCUGCAAAAGAAAUACCAAAAAGACUUUCCGGUGAGCGGCAAAGUUCGAGUGACAAUGGAGGAUUAAAGGAAUAUAUUGGGAUGAAUUCUCCUACUAAAGACCAUUUCUUUAUUGAAAGAAUUGCGAAACCUUCCAGUAGUGUCAAGAAAGGAGAAAAGACAAGCAAGCUAAAGGGCCCUGAAUCGAGUACAGAAUAUGAGACUACUCAUUUUUCCAGGCAUUCAAACAUCUAUAUCGAGGCAAAGAAACAUCUCUCUGAGAUGCUAACCAAUGGGGAUGACAUUAUGGAUCUUUCAGGCAGACAGGUUCCGAAAACCUUAGGGAGGAUUCUCUCUCUCCCAGAUUAUAACUCAUCACCCAUCGGCAGCCCUGCGAGGAACCCAGAGCCUAGUUCUAUAACUGCACAGUCGAGAUUCGCCAGCCCGGACAAGCUCCAGAAGUUACAAAACAAUGUGAGUAAUCUAAGUCAAUCCGCGGAGGAACCAGAGAGCCGGCCUGGCGUUUCCGAUAAUAAAAACGGUGAUGAAGUCCGAGGUGAUAAUGCAAUUUUAAACAAACUCGACGCUUGUGUGAAUGAUGAUACAGAGGAUCAAAGUCAUUCUUCUUCUACUAAAGAUGAAAUGGGUUGCGAAGUUUAUGCAGGUGAAGUCAUUGUUGUUGAGGAAACUGAAAUUACGGUUGAAGAAGAAACCGAGCUUUUGGAUGCUUCCUCUGAGACAAAUGACUAUUCAAUUACUAGAGAUGACAAAAAUGUCGAUAUGUCAGAAGUUUAUGAUGAAAAGCAAUAUCCGGAAUGCUCGAAACAGGAUUUAACCGAAGAGGACCAACAACUGUUUUCUCCAUUAGCUUCUCCAUCAAACUCAUCAUUAACCAAAAAGGUUGAAGGUCUAGAGGAGCGACCGAGUCCCGUUUCUGUUCUCGAGCCAAUAUUUGCCGAGGAUGUUAUCAGCCCUGCUAGCAUCAGAUGUAUUUCUGGUGAAACAUCCAUGCAACCACUAAGAAUUCGAUUCGAAGAACAUGGUGGCUCUUUAGCCACAAAUUGCAGUAAUCGUUUUAAAACUUGUAUGGAUGAUAAGGAAUCAAUAUAUGAGUACGUAAAGGCAGUGCUAGAAGCCUCAAGUUUCGAAUGGGAUGAAUUCUACAUCAGGUCACUUUCUUCGGACAUGCUUCUUGACCCUUUGUUGCUUGAUGAGGUAGAAUACUUGCCCAACCAACUUUGUCAUGACAAAAACCUCCUCUUUGAUUGCAUUAAUGAAGUUCUGGUGGAGGUUUGUGGGUACUAUUUGGGUUCCCCUGGCGUAUCAUUUGUUAAAACCAACAUCCGUCCUAUCCCAAACUUGAAAAAUACCAUUGAAGAGGUCUGGCAAGGGGUUUAUUGGCACAUGCUCCCAAUGCCAUUGCCUCGUUCUCUGGACCAGAUAGUUAGAAAAGACAUGGCUAAGGCUGGAACAUGGAUGGAUCUUCGACUUGACACUGAUUGUAUUGGCGGUGAAAUUAGCGAAGCCAUAUUCGAAGACUUUGUUGAAGACACUAUAACAAGCUACUUAAAUGUAAGUCUGGAAUGUGAAUAUCAUGCUGAAGGACUACAAGAGUGAUAUCAACUUGUAAGAGGUGACUGACUCGAUUUUGUUCAUACUUCAUACCAAUAAUGCACCACUCAAUGAGUCAGAAUUGGAAAAAGCAAGCUAAUCGAGGUCUCAACCUUGCAAGAAUGGCUUAAUUUAACUCUCCUUGAAGUGUUUUAUGCUUCUUUGUAACCUUUUCCAUUCAAAUCAUGUCAAUAUGGUAGAAAUCUUACCCGCAUCAAAUAACCAAUCAACAUGGAGUUCUUACAAGUGAGUUUGAAGCUUCCUAUUUCAUGUGCAGAGAUCCAUUGCAAUGCAAGCACUUGAUUUCAGAGGCCUUUCUUGGUUUAGUUUAAUCAAUAACUACACUAUACCAUGGUGUCAUUUCUCCUAGUGCAAGUGAUAAUAAACUUUUCUUUCUUACCGGGUAGAGUUUGUAGAUUUUGGUGUGUAUUUGUUUGUGUGUGGAUGGUGUGUUCUUAACUCUGAUUUCAUUUAUUCUUGGGUUUGGUUAA
Molecule: messenger RNA, 4216 nt
Organism: Gossypium raimondii (Peruvian cotton)
Lineage: Eukaryota; Viridiplantae; Streptophyta; Magnoliopsida; Malvales; Malvaceae
Exons: 6
Coding region: 963-3731 (922 amino acids)
Source: RefSeq, a predicted model, not a curated record